Cydia amplana is the source of this 975-nucleotide messenger RNA. RefSeq lists its product as uncharacterized. Gene Ontology annotation, cellular component: lysosome. The record is from RefSeq and is a predicted model, not a curated record. Bases 88 to 975 code for a protein of 295 amino acids. NCBI's taxonomy places the organism in Eukaryota, Metazoa, Arthropoda, Insecta, Lepidoptera, Tortricidae. Gene Ontology annotation, molecular function: cysteine-type endopeptidase activity. The transcript is spliced from 5 exons.
AAUACAAUAAUUUUAUGCGCUUCUAUUUUAUUCUUUUUAAUUAUUAUAGAACGUAAUCGCUAUCUUCCAGAUAAUGUCGUGAUAAACAUGUAUUUUAAAAGUGAAUUUAGAGGCCGAGAGCUUGUGAAAAGGAAAUUGUUUGCCGAUUAUUUGAAGAAAUUCAAUAAAUCGUACGGCCCUGAUGAAAUUCAUAAGAGAUUUCGAAAUUUUAAGACAAACCUCAAAGAAAUAGAGCGACUGAACGACGGCAGAAACGACGCCGUGUUCGGCAUCACCAAGUUCUCAGACUGGUCCAAACAGGACUUGCAGCAAAUGCUGUCACCGGAGCUCAGAGGGCGCUGCGAUCCAAGGCAACUUUCCUGCGAUACUCGCGGGUCAGCUAAAAGAAAACGGAACUUUGCAGAGACCAAUGAUGGGAUAGUCAGAAAAAGGUUGCCAGCUAGAAAAAAACGGAGUUUUGGAAAGAGAGGGAAAGGGAUUAAUAACUAUGAUGGAAAUAUAAGAAAAAGAUUGGAUUGGCGAGAUAAGGGCGCAGUCGGACCGGUCAUAGACCAGGGUCGUUGCCAAAUAUGCUGGGCUGUCUCCAUAGCGGGGGUCAUGGCAUCCAGGGCCGCUAUACGCAGACACAGCUACCAAGGCCUGAGCAUACAGCAACUUAUUGACUGCUCGUAUUACCACGAAGAAAACAAAAGAGCGUGCGGAAGAGGGCGGCCCCCGGUCGAAGUAUUUGAGUUCCUAUGCUCCGAACACACAAGGCUUGCAGCGGAUGCCGACUACCCCCUCACCUUUGCUGAUGAGAAGUGCAAACAUGUACAUGGAGUUAUUAGUUUGAAGAGCUUUAAUAAUGAGUGCGAAAUGUACAAAGAUGAAACGAAGUUAGUAGAAGCUUUGAAUGACGGCCCAGUGACGGCGCUGGUCUGGGCAGAGCUGCUGUUCAACUACGACAGCGGUGUCAUCAGUUGGCAUUGCCAGUAA